AUGGAAGUGGAUAUAAAAAUCAAGAGGGUGGAGGUUCCCGAGAACACCUACAACACCUUAGUCCUGUGCUAUGACGACGAGAAAGUCAUCUUUGAGGACAGGGUUGUCAUGACCUUCAAGAAAUUUCACAACACAAUUAUAGGCGACAGCAAGAUCCUACUGAUGAAAAGAUCCUUUCCUUGGAACCUAUGCACUGGAUUUGCUAUGUUAAACCAUUCUUUCUUCCGAAAUGGAAACGAGAAAGAGGAGCACUCGCUGGAAAUUUUUCAUGGAAGGUACCGCGAUAAGGCAAGUAGCUAUAACUUUGAAGAGAGAGAAGUAAUAGGAAGGCUACACUAUGUGUUUGAGAGAAGGUUGCAUGGAGAACGAGGGGUAGAGGAAGAGGAUGAGAUAAGUGGAUUUGUCCAGAAAGUGUUUGGGUUUUUUUUUAGCAGCGAAAAAGCAGGGACGAUUUUGAACAUAAAGAAGCUGUUGGACUAUGUAAACAGAGGAAGCCAUGGAUGCAGGCUGAACAUACUAUUUGGAGGGCUUCUGGUUGAAAAGACUAUAACAGAGAUCAAUGCAUUGUCCACCAGGAAUGUUGAUCUUAUUUUAGAGAUAACUCAUGAAUGUCUUCCAAGAAUCUUCCACGAAGUAAGCUACAAUAAAAGCUUUCCCACUAGGAAGGAUGAUGCAGAAAAAGCAGAGGACAACAAAAAACGAUUCUUCAGGUUGAAUUUGCCAUUGGGCCGCUCACCGUACGAUAAAAAUAACAUGUAUAAAAGGUCUGUAUGCAUGGCAAGUAUACUAUCCAGCGAUGGAUAUUUACUAUGCAGUUUGCAGAUGCUUCGGAAGAUAAAGAGGUUGUUUUACUUCGCAAUGGGGUCGUAUGCCAAUAGCUGGCCCAGCAUUUUUCUUACAUCGCAAGCACAGGUUGAUGAAUUAAUUCCAAGCGAUAGAAGGGCAGUGCUCAGGCUCAUAGGAAUAGAAGACAGGGACUUGCUUUUGAUGCACCUGGAACCUUCUGAGGUAGUUCAGCACAUUGUCUUUUACGAUAGGGAAUAUGAAAGAGUCAUAGUUUCAUUUAAAGGGACUACAAACUCUGAGGAAACCAUCCAAGAUAUAAACUGUGAGUACACAGAGUUUGGAACUGGCUUUGUACACAAUGGAUUCAAGAAGUUGGCAACCCACUUUAUAAGUAAUCACAUAGAUGAGAUUGAAGGUAUCUUAAAAAGGUUAAGCGUAAAGAAGCUUCUUCUGCUAGGACACUCUCUUGGAGGAGCGAUUUCGAUCCUGGUUAAAAUAAUGAUCAAUGAAAUGAAACUUCUAAAAGGCAUAAAUGUGGAGGCGGUGGUCUUUUCAAGUCCUCCUGUGGUUUCUGAGGAAAUAGCAUCCAAAUUUGGAGACGGAAUAACUAUAAUUAGCUAUGGAAAUGACAUAGUACCUCGGAUGAGCUAUGGAAGCAUGCUAGACCUCAAGUUUCUCUGCUGCUCGAUCGGAGAAAGACAUGGCCCACUAGACUUCAGCGGAGAGGUUGAUAAAGAUAUUGAUCUGGUUCUGUCUUAUCUUAAGGACACAAACAUGUACCCGAAGCUCUACUUGCCAGGAGAGCUUAUACACAUAAAAAGGAUUCGAUGCUCUCUCAGCAAGAAUGAAAACCCCGUUGUUGUUUUUAAGUCCGUGGACAAGGAGUUUUUUGAGCAGAUUAUUCUCAUUAAGCAUUCGCCGAAACAUCACACUGUGGGACACAUAGCAUCUGUUAUCGAUAGCGGAAUCGACAUGCUUGAGAAAAAGAAGAAGUGA
This is a messenger RNA of Encephalitozoon hellem ATCC 50504, 1782 nucleotides long. RefSeq lists its product as uncharacterized. NCBI's taxonomy places the organism in Eukaryota, Fungi, Microsporidia, Unikaryonidae. Bases 1 to 1782 code for a protein of 593 amino acids. Gene Ontology annotation, biological process: lipid metabolic process. The transcript has a single exon. The record is from RefSeq and is a predicted model, not a curated record.